AUGCGGGUUGGUUGGCGCCAGACCCAAGUGGUUCGAUCCAAGCGGGUGGAAUUCACUAUUGUGUUGGCCAAAUGUUUAAACAAACUUCCGACGCAGCGCUGUCCUCCUCCGAAUCGCGUUGAACGCCGUAACGUGGAGUUCCAGAUGGACUCCAACAACGCCGGGCUUCCACCCCCCAGUGGAUUACCGCAUCAAGCCAUGAUGCUGCAGAGGAGAUUCCAAAAGCUUCUGGACGAUACUACACCCUACUACAUAUAUCGUUGGGUUUUUACUGCAGUGGUGGUACUACUUUACUGCCUCCGUGUAUUCACAGUUCAAGGCUGGUACAUUGUCACGUAUGCACUCGGGAUCUAUCUCCUCAAUCUUUUCCUAGCGUUUCUGACGCCCAAAUUUGAUCCCGCUUUGGAGGAACUGGAUAAAGCAGAUGAAGGACCAGCAUUACCAAUGAAGACCAACGAUGAGUUUAGACCUUUUAUUAGAAGAUUACCGGAAUUUAAAUUUUGGUACUCCGCAACACGAGCGAUACUGAUCGCUUUCGUAUGCACAUUUUUCAAAUUCUUUGAUAUACCCGUUUUCUGGCCGAUCCUGUUGAUGUAUUUUCUUGUCCUUUUCACGAUAACAAUGCGGAGGCAGAUCAUGCAUAUGGUUAAGUACCGGUAUGUGCCUUGGAACUUCGGAAAGAAGAAAUAUGCCAAUACAAAGCAUGGUAGUAAAUGAUGGUGGGAAAGGACACACCAGUGGGGCACCAGAGGAUGGUCACAUUACAAUUGGCAAUUUGUGCACUUUGAUGUAUUUAUUGGUUUAGCAUGAGGGUUAUAAUGCAUGCUUUCAUGCUUCACACAUUGGCUUGUCCAGUCUGAACAUCACUGAAUGGAUGUAGAAAACAUACCUAGAAGGGAAAUCAAAGGGUUGGCAAAGUUGAAGGUCUUUAACUUUAUAUAUUAAUUUACUGGUUAUACAGUUGUAUAGACCCAUACCAGGGAAGAGGAGGAUUACAGUAUAGUGCUAAAAGCAAAUGUUUUGCUUAUGGCUUCA
This is a messenger RNA of Spizellomyces punctatus DAOM BR117, 1035 nucleotides long. RefSeq names its product protein retrieval receptor. Bases 1 to 717 code for a protein of 238 amino acids. Lineage: Eukaryota; Fungi; Chytridiomycota; Chytridiomycetes; Spizellomycetales; Spizellomycetaceae. The record is from RefSeq and is a predicted model, not a curated record. Gene Ontology annotation, cellular component: Golgi membrane. The transcript is spliced from 6 exons. Gene Ontology annotation, biological process: retrograde vesicle-mediated transport, Golgi to endoplasmic reticulum; protein retention in ER lumen.